Molecule: messenger RNA, 1128 nt
Organism: Aphanomyces astaci
Lineage: Eukaryota; Oomycota; Saprolegniomycetes; Saprolegniales; Verrucalvaceae
Exons: 1
Coding region: 322-678 (118 amino acids)
Source: RefSeq, a predicted model, not a curated record
AUGGUGUAGUACACCAUUGAAAGUCGUAACUAAAUCCAUUACGAUAUUGAAACGCAACUAAUAAGACCCGAAGGUAUAACCUUUUGUCCAGGUGACGUGUCCUUGAACGAGCGGUGGGCGUCGACCGCAACCAACACCGUCACCACGAACGACAUACCACUCCACGUAGCGAUGGCCAGCGAAUACGUUGCCCAAUUGAGCAGAAACUUGGUCGAAACCAAUGUAGUAUCUCGAAGCAACGAGUGGGGAUCCCGAGUGAUGACGUUCGGGAAGAGUUUCUGCAUGCAACGGUAGUUGUCUGGCGAGUCCACCACCAAAUACAUGUCGUCUUCAGGGCGAUACAGAUUACCCCUGGGAACUACACCCAUCCACGGCGGAAGUUGUUUCACAGGCGCCACGUACUUGCACAUAUCACAUGCAGCUUCGAGCUCGAGGGCCAAUUGUUUGGCUGGACCAAGGGACUCCACGCGAGCGGUGACGUUGGAGCACAAGUCCAUGAACCGGCCCGAGGAUUUUGGGAACAUCGUCACAGCUGCAGACACAGUUGCGUUGACGCCAGACCACGUAGCGUUGGACCCGGACGAGUUGACCUCCCAGUCGACACUGGGCAUGGACGGCAUCAAAAACGUUUGCACGGCAUAUCUAUCUUCCACGGGGUCUGUCAUUUCCAUUGAAUGACAUGUGUAUCCAAGUGCAAGGGGACACACGAGCUUGGCGAACGACUUGGCGUAGUCGACCCGCGACGAAAGGAAGAACUUGCUGAUGUAGUUGCUGCUGCUGUUGCUGGACCACGACGUCGCUUGAACGUGCAUGACGAGGCCCAAUACACCACUCACAAGAAACAGCAGACACAACAACACGAGUGCUCUGGUGUAGAGCAGCAGUAAAUUGGCCUUUGUUUGGCGCAGGGCCACAUAGGCACCGGAGAGUCCGCAUAGGAUGGUCGCGAAGCCAGCCCCGACGAUGAAAGUAGCGGAAGCAGGAAGGAUAGUUCCUGUCGACAAACCUUGAUACUUGGAGCUCAGCGCGUCAGCUCCCAUGUAAACAAAGACCCCGCCAAGGUACACAAAGCCUGCAUGCGCCAAGAGCAGAAUGCGUGUGGGGUUCACUGCCAUCUUGGUUAGUGCG